AAAAACAAGGUGGGGCUUUUUACGCACGACGUGGAGAGUUGCUUUUUACGCACGACGUUCAGAGUUGCCCGGGCAUCAACAGAAGUGACUGGAGCUCGAAAACGGCAGGUGGUCAGCGCGCUACAGCUGCUCAGUGGAACUAUGACAACCACGGAGUCCUACAGGUGACAUGGACGGCGCGGAAUCGACUCUUUUCUCGUAGUUUCACUCACGUUUUUUUUUUUAUAUUUCCCCGAAGACGCAGCAGAAAAGAGAUAAAGAUUGUGGAAAAGGCGCGUCUCGGCGUGCGUAAAAGACGUUUAUCCCGUUGAAACUCGUGCGUAAUUGGAUACAAAAUGGCACUUUCGAGGUUCCACAACAUAUUUCGACUCCCUACAACCAUGAAGAAGAAGGUGAAGCAGUACGAGCACGUGCACAGAGACAUAAACCCCAACGACCAGUGGGAAAUCGUGGGGGAACUGGGGGACGGCGCGUUUGGUAAAGUCUACAAGGCUCAAAACAAAGAGACCGGCGUGCUCGCUGCUGCUAAAGUGAUCGAGACAAAGUCGGAGGAGGAGCUGGAGGAUUACAUGGUGGAGAUCGACAUUUUAGCCAAAUGUGACCAUCGCUACAUCGUCAAACUGCUGGACGCUUUUUACCACGACAACAAACUCUGGAUCAUGAUCGAGUUCUGCCCUGGAGGAGCUGUAGACGCCAACAUGUUGGAGCUGGACCGAGGCCUGACGGAGCCUCAGAUUAAGGUGGUGUGUCGUCAGAUGCUGGAGGCGCUGCUCUACCUCCACAGUAUGAAGAUCAUCCACAGAGACCUGAAGGCCGGGAACGUCCUGCUCAUGCUCGACGGGGACAUCAAACUGGCGGAUUUUGGAGUUUCGGCCAAAAACACCAAAACUUUGCAGAGAAGAGACUCUUUCAUUGGGACGCCAUAUUGGAUGGCUCCAGAGGUGGUGAUGUGCGAGACGAUGAAGGACGCCCCGUACGACUACAAGGCCGAUAUCUGGUCUCUGGGCAUCACUCUGAUUGAACUGGCCCAGAUCGAACCCCCGCACCACGAACUCAACCCGAUGAGAGUCCUGCUGAAGAUCGCCAAGUCUGAGCCGCCCACGCUGGACAGCCCACACAAAUGGUCGCCAGAAUUCAACGAUUUCUUGAGAAAAUGUUUGGACAAAAACCCAGAGACCCGUCCCUCCGCGGCUCAACUUCUGGAGCAUCGGUUCGUGAGCUCGGUGAAUUCGAACCGUCCUCUUCGGGAGCUGGUGGCGGAGGCUAAAGCUGAAGUGAUGGAGGAGAUCGAACACAACAGUGAAGACGGAGAAGAGGACGAAACCAUGGAGCUCACUGUGCCUGCGGGUAAAGAUCCGUGUCAGACGAGUCAGACGAGCCUGGAGGGGGAGCACUCCACCGCCUCACCCAGUCCCACCACGCCUUCCCCCACCACGCCCCUCCCGACCCCCGUCUCCACCCCCGCGCCGACCCCGGCCCCGAGGAAGAGCACGGACCAGUCCGGCGCCCCGUCAGACGACACGGCGGCCCCGGGACCCCAACACAAAGAGCCGGCGGAGGAGAGGAGCGGCCGCGAGGGUUUGUCCAACGGGGAGGUGCACGGCGGGGCUCUACCUGCGGACGUCCUACUGGAGUCUGAGAAGUUCGAAAGUGAAGGGUCCACCAAGACGUCGAGCUCAGAUUCGGGGAUUGAAGACGGGAAGAGUACGCCCACGUCAGAGGACAAGGUUGUCGUGGAGACUCCAGAGACCGAGCAGCCUCCCGCUCUUCCCCGCGGCGAAGUGUCCGAGGAACAGGUCAACCUCAUCAUCGACUCCUCUGACCCGGACCGGCCCAAACCCCAGGAGCAGCGAGACGUCCCCGUGUCCAAAUGGUACAUCGCGUCUCCUUCGGCCGGACCCACGCCGCCCCCGUCCCCGGCUCAAACGCCCGUACCCAGGACCGGCUCGACAAAGGCCACCCCGGAGAGGACGUCCAUCAGGAGCAACUCGGAGCCGGCGUCGCCUUACGUCAACGGAGGCUUCAACAACUCCCGGGUGUCGUAUCCUGGAAGCGUGGCGUCCGACAGCAUGGACAUGUCGAUCAACAACAACGUGAUCAUAUCCAGGGACUUCUCGAGUAAAACCUUGAAGAGAACCAGGAAGUUUGUGAUUGACGGGGUUGAGGUCAGCGUGACCACAUCCAAAAUCAUCCGCGAUGACGAGAAGAAGGACGAGGAGAUGAGGUUUCUGAGGCGUCAGGAGCUGCGUGAGCUGCGUCUGCUGCAGAAGGAGGAACAUCGCGCUCAGGCCGGACUCAACGCCAAACUAGAGUCUCAGAGGGAGCAGAUGCAGAGGAAGUUUGACCAGGAGAUGAACGCCAAGAAGAAGCACUACGACGUGGAGCUGGAGAACCUCGAGAAACACCAGAAGCAGACGAUCGAGAAGAUGGAGGCGGAUCAUCAGGUGAAGCUCAAAGACGAGACCAGACGCAUCAAGGCCGACCAGGAGAAGGCGCUGCACAAGUUCCAGGACCAGAUGAAGCUCAGGAAGAAAGAGGUCAAACAGAGCGUUGACAAACUGCCCAGACGUUCACGCAAAGAAUCUAUGAAGCAGUUCAUGGCGAGUUUUCAGGACAUGAAGAUUAAAGAGGAGGAUCAGUUUCUGGCCGAUCAGAGGGAAUAUUUGGACACGACGCUAAAGAAGAUCAUUUACAACAAUAAAAAGGAAAUAGCGGAGAAGGAGCGGGAGUGUCUGAACAAGAAGCAAGAGCUAAUACGAGAGCGUGAGGCGACGACAUGGGAGAUGGAGGAGAAGAACCUCCAUGAGAGACACCAGCUCCUGAAGCAGCAGCUCAAAGACCAGUACUUCCUCCAGAGACACCAGCUCCUCAAGAAGCACGAGAAGGAGCAAGAACAGAUGCAGUGCUACAACCAGAGAAUGGUCGAGAUCCUCAAAGCUCGACAACAACAGGAGAAAAGUCGACUUCCCAAAAUCCAGAGGAGCGAAGCCAAGACUCGAAUGACCAUGUUCAAAAAGAGCCUCCGGAUCCAGUCCAACAGCACCCCCGCCGAGGACCGCGAGAAGAUUAAACAGUUUUCUCAGCAGGAGGAGAAGAGACAAAAGGCGGAGCGUCUCCAUCAACAACAGAAACACGAGACUCAGAUGAGAGAGAUGAUCGGACAGUGUGACAGCAACAUCCGAGAACUACAACAACUACAGAAUGAGAAAUGCCAUCUGUUGGUUGAAAAUGAGACUCAGAGGCUGAAACAUUUGGAUGAACAACACAACCAGCUGCUGAAGGACUGGAGGGACCUGCUCAAGCCCAGGAAGAAGGCUCUGGAGGACGAACUGACCCUGAAGAAACACGAGCAGGACAUGUUUUUCCGGAUGAGCGCCACCACAGACUUUCCCAACCCGAGCUCUCCGACGAAACUCUCCAAGUUUGUGCCUUAUCAAGACACUUCCUCCAUGUAAAACGCACCGUCAAAACAAACGCCAAAAUCACUGCUGCACAAAACGGCCACUGGUAGAAACAAUGAAGCAAUGCAAACUGAAAAUCUACUGCUAAUCCUAACUAUUGAUUUACUUUUCGCCACUUCAGUUAACUUUUCUUUUUACUAAUAUCAGUAUUUUUUAAAGUCUUUUGCCUGUUUUCUGCGAUCAACACAGUGAACAACAGUGCGUUCGGAUACAAAUCGGUUGGAAGUUUUGCACAGUUUUAUUAAAAGAUGGUAGCGUGCACUUUUAUUAUAAGUAAAUAAACCUGAAGUCUUCCGAUUAAAUACGAUAAAACGUCGAAAAUUUAAAUACUGGCAUUGGUCUUAACGAUGUCGCCUUACGUUAAACCUUAAAUAGACCUAUUUGUUUAUAUCGCAUGAGCUGCCAAACCUGUUUUAUUUAUUUUAACUCCGCAUCACUGUAAAAAUUAAUUUAAUCUUUUAACAAAUUUCUUUUAAAUAUGUUCUACGUUUUAUUUUGAAAGGGGGAUGAGUCCUGAAUCCAAAGUUAUUCUGUUGUUGGUGAUUUUUUGAUGAUUUACAUUUUAAGGGAAGACGUCGUAAGCUAUUUCUUUUUUUCUUUUUUUUAAAUUUUAUAUUUUGUGUUUUACUGUAGAUCAGUCACACUGGAUGAGAACUGACCAAGCCAAAGUGAAUAUACUGUCGUGUUGUUUUGAAUGGGGGUUUCAAAUCUGAUUUAAAGGUGCAUUACAGGACUUUUCUGGUGGAGGUCAAGCCAAAUACUCGUCUCUAUGAAAGUGUUAUUACUUAACCUGCGAUAUUCCGUAGUAUAGUAUCGCAUAAACGUCCAUCCCAUCCAUUUUAUUCCGUUUAUUUGGUGCCGGGUCGCGGGCGCAGCAGUUUAAGUGGCCUUCCCCCACCCCAGACACCUCCUCCAGCUCCUCCGGUGGUUCCCCAAGGCGAUCCCAGGUCCCUCCAGCGUGUCCUGGGUCUUUCUCCCGGUGGGACACGCCCAUCUAUUUAUCUCGUAUAUAUUUAAUUUCGCAAAAAUACCUUGGAAAAACAUAAAUUCUUAAGGUGAGCAGAGUCGCUUCUUCAUAGAUCUGACCUGUAAUCUGCCCUGGUGGGGACACUUGCUUGUUUUCUUGGAGUCUUCUUGGUUAUGUUUCUUUUUUUUCAUGGUUUUCACAAUAAAAAAUACAUACAUACAUACAUAUAAUAAUGAUAAUAAUAACAACAAUAACAACAACAACCACAAUAAAAACAACAAUAACAACAACAACCACAAUAACAACAACCACAAUAACAACAGUAACAACAACCACAAUAACAACCACAACACCCACAAUAACAACAAUAACAACAACCACAAUAAAAACAGUAACAACAACCACAAUAACAACCACAA
Periophthalmus magnuspinnatus is the source of this 4847-nucleotide messenger RNA. RefSeq names its product serine/threonine kinase 10 (gene stk10). The coding region runs from base 336 to 3455 and encodes 1039 amino acids. Gene Ontology annotation, molecular function: protein serine/threonine kinase activity; ATP binding. The record is from RefSeq and is a predicted model, not a curated record. NCBI's taxonomy places the organism in Eukaryota, Metazoa, Chordata, Actinopteri, Gobiiformes, Gobiidae. The transcript has 20 exons. Gene Ontology annotation, biological process: protein phosphorylation.